AAAACAUAAGUGUAUAUAAUACAUUAUAACACAUACUAUAUUGGGCUUGCAUAGUACUAUGGGAAUUUAUAGCAGGAGCAUUGUAAAGCCAGCCUUGACGGGGAUAAUCUCCGGAAGAGCAAUUAAUCUUUUCAAAAUCCGACUCUUGCAGGAUACGGUCCCCCACUGGCCUGCCACUAGUUUAAAACAAAUUAUUUUCUGUGAAACAUUAGGAUCGUGCCAAUAAUAGGGCAUCAGUAAGACUGGCUGAAUGAGUCAAAGGCCUGCGCGGACAAGUCCAAUUAGAACACCUCUGGCUAAAAGCCAGAAUGAAUGAAAGGGUUCAUUUCUGGGCGUAGAUGCAGUACCGGGACUGAAAAUCUGCCCCAAGCCUCCAAGUUGACGUUGGCUCCACCCGCAGCGGCGGCGCCGUGGUCACGUGACCAGGCCGCCACCGCCGCGCCCCCCCCCCCCCUUAGUCGCCUGCGCCUGCGCAUUACUCCGAGACGGCGGACUAGCGUCAGUGACAGCUUCCGGUUUGGUUUCUCCGCCUCCUGCUUGGCUAGAGCUGUCGGGGUUCGGCGGCAGCCGCUUUGGGGUGGAGGGGGCAGGGCGUGGUGAGGUGAGGUGAGUGCCGUAGUGGGGUUCCCCGGAGCCAUGGCCUGCUCCAUUGUCCAGUUCUGCUACUUCCAGGACCUCCAGGCCGCCCGGGACUUCCUCUUUCCUCACCUCCGGGAGGAGAUUCCCAGCGGCGCCGUGCGGAGGGACCCCAGUAAAUCAACAGACUGGGAAGAUGAUGGUUGGGGAGCAUGGGAAGAAACCGAAUCCCAAGAACCUGAAGAAGAAGGAAAUACUUGGAAAACACAAAAAACUUCCUGGCUCCAGGAUUGUGUUUUAUCCUUAUCUCCAACCAAUGAUCUUAUGGUGAUAGCUCGAGAACAAAAAGCUGUAUUUCUAGUGCCAAAAUGGAAAUAUAGUGAUAAAGGAAAAGAAGAAAUGCAAUUUGCUGUUGGUUGGAGUGGUUCUUUAAAUGUCGAAGAAGGGGAAUGUGUAACCAGUGCUCUAUGUAUUCCACUAGCAAGCCAAAAGAGGAGUUCCACUGGGCGUCCUGACUGGACCUGCAUUGUGGUGGGUUUUACUUCAGGUUAUGUACGCUUCUACACUGAGAAUGGUGUACUCUUGCUUGCACAGCUUUUGAAUGAGGACCCAGUGCUUCAACUUAAAUGCAGAACCUAUGAAAUACCACGACAUCCUGGCGUGACUGAGCAGAACGAAGAGUUGAGUAUCUUAUAUCCCGCUGCCAUUGUGACUAUUGAUGGAUUUAGUCUUUUUCAAUCUCUUCGUGCUUGUCGAAAUCAGGUAGCAAAAGCUGCAGCAUCAGGCAAUGAGAACAUACAACCACCACCAUUAGCUUAUAAGAAAUGGGGUCUACAAGAUAUUGACACUAUUAUUGAUCAUGCUAGUGUUGGUAUUAUGACUCUGUCCCCCUUUGAUCAAAUGAAGACUGCCUCCAAUAUAGGUGGAUUUAAUGCAGCAAUUAAAAAUAGUCCACCUGCCAUGUCUCAGUAUAUCACUGUAGGGUCCAAUCCAUUUACCGGCUUCUUCUAUGCUUUAGAGGGAAGCACACAACCAUUAUUAUCUCAUGUUGCACUAGCAGUUGCAAGUAAACUCACUUCUGCUUUAUUUAAUGCUGCCAGUGGUUGGCUUGGUUGGAAAGGUAAGCAUGAAGAAGAAGCUGUCCAGAAGCAAAAGCCAAAGGUUGAGCCAGCUACCCCAUUAGCUGUAAGAUUUGGACUUCCGGAUUCUAGACGCCAUGGUGAAAGCAUAUGUCUGUCUCCAUGUAACACGCUGGCAGCAGUAACAGAUGAUUUUGGCAGAGUUAUUUUAUUGGAUGUAGCUAGAGGAAUUGCAAUACGCAUGUGGAAAGGGUACCGCGAUGCACAAAUUGGAUGGAUUCAAAUUGUAGAGGACCUCCAUGAAAGAGUACCAGAAAAGGCAGAUUUUUCUCCCUUUGGAAAUUCUCAGGGUCCAAGUCGAGUAGCUCAAUUCCUUGUGAUCUAUGCUCCAAGAAGGGGAAUUUUAGAAGUGUGGAGCACACAGCAGGGACCUAGAAUAGGAGCUUUCAAUGUGGGAAAGCACUGCAGGCUACUGUAUCCUGGAUAUAAAAUAAUGGGCUUAAAUAAUGUUACCAGUCAGAGUUGGCAGCCACAGACUUAUCAGAUCUGUCUUGUUGAUCCAGUGUCUGGAAGUGUGAAAACAGUGAACGUUCCCUUCCAUUUAGCACUGAGUGAUAAGAAGAGUGAACGAGCCAAGGAUAUGCACCUAGUGAAGAAACUAGCAGCCUUACUGAAAACAAAAUCUCCCAAUCUUGAUUUGGUUGAAACAGAAAUAAAGGAAUUAAUUCUUGAUAUUAAAUACCCUGCAACCAAAAUACAAGCUUUGGAAAGCAUUUUGGCAAGUGAACGUUUACCAUUUUUUUGCCUUAGAAACAUCACUCAGACAUUAAUGGACACUUUAAAAAAUCAAGGUAAUAGAGACUUGGCUGUGUUACUAAGGCUUGAUGAAAAAGAACUGCUUAAGCUCCAGGCACUACUAGAGAAAUAUAAGCAAGAGAACACCAGGACAAAUGUUCGAUUUUCUGAUGAUAAAGAUGGUGUGUUACCUGUAAAAACAUUUUUGGAAUAUUUAGAAUAUGAAAAGGAUGUACUCAACAUAAAGAAGAUUAGUGAAGAGGAAUAUGUGGCUUUAGGCAGUUUCUUCUUUUGGAAGUGUUUGCAUGGAGAAAGCUCCACUGAGGAUAUGUGUCACACUUUGGAGUCGGCUGGACUUAGCCCUCAGCUGUUGUUGUCUCUGCUCCUGAGUGUUUGGCUUUCUAAGGAAAAGGAUAUUUUGGAUAAACCGCAGUCUAUCUGCUGUCUUCAUAAAAUGCUGUCUCUCCUGAGCAAGAUGAAAGUGGCCAUCGAUGAGACCUGGGAUUCUCAGUCUGUGUCGCCAUGGUGGCAGCAGAUGCGCACAGCCUGUAUUCAGUCUGAGAAUAAUGGAGCUGCUCUAUUGUCUGCACAUGUUGGGCAUUCUGUUGCUGCACAGAUAUCAAACAACAUGACAGAGAAAAAAUUUUCCCAGACAGUUUUGGGUGCGGAUUCAGAGGCACUCACUGAUUCCUGGGAAGCCCUUUCUCUUGACACUGAGUACUGGAAACUCCUUCUGAAACAGCUGGAGGAUUGUCUUAUACUUCAGACUUUGCUUCACAGCAAAGGGAACACUCAGACCUCCAAAGUGUCAUCGCUGCAGACUGAGCCACUUCUAAGGCUUUCUGUUAAAAAGUUAUUAGAAGGAGGAAAAGGUGGCAUUGCAGACAGUGUAGCCAAGUGGAUAUUUAAACAGGACCUCAGCCCUGACGUAUUAAAACUGGCUAAUGAAAAAAGAGAUGUAGAAAACCCAGAUGAACCCAAAGAAGGUGUUAACAGAGGUUUCCUUGAGGUAUCAGAGGUGGAGACAGACUUAGGAGCCAUACCAGACCUACUGCAUUUAGCAUAUGAGCAGUUUCCUUGUAGCCUUGAGCUAGAUGUGUUGCAUGCACAUUGCUGCUGGGAGUAUGUUGUUCAAUGGAAUAAAGAUCCAGAGGAAGCACGUUUUUUUGUUAGGUCAAUAGAACACUUGAAGCAUAUUGUUAAUGCACAUAUUCAGAAUGGCAUUGCGCUGAUGAUGUGGAAUACGUUCUUAGUUAAAAGAUUGUCUGCUGCUACAUACUUAAUGGAUAAGGUUGGAAAAUCACCAAAGGAUAGGUUAUGCCGAAGGGAUGUGGGAAUGAGUGACACAGCAAUGACAUCUUUCCUUGGCUGCUGUUUGGAUCUUCUUCAGAUCUUAAUGGAGGCAGAUGUUAACAGGGAUGAAAUACAGAUGCCUGUGCUGGAUACUGAGGAUGCAUGGCUCUCCGUGGAAGGACCAAUCUCCAUAGUGGAACUGGCCCUUGAUCAGAAGCACAUCCACUACCCACUGGUGGAGCACCACUCCAUCCUGUGCUCCAUCUUGUAUGCAGUCAUGAGGUUUUCUCUGAAGACCGUGAAGCCACUUUCACUUUUUGAUAGUAAGGGAAAAAAUGCAUUUUUCAAAGACCUAACUUCAAUUCAGUUAUUACCUAGUGGGGAAAUGGAUCCAAAUUUUAUUUCUGUACGACAACAGUUCUUACUGAAAGUUGUCAGUGGAGCUGUCCAGGCUCAGCAUUCAGCCACAAAGGUCAAAUAUCCCACAGAAGAGGCAACACCCACUCCUUUUGGGAAAGACCAAGAUUGGCCGGCUCUAGCUGUGGAUUUAGCCCAUCACCUUCAAGUUAGUGAAGAUGUUGUCAGAAGGCAUUAUGUGGGGGAACUAUACAACUAUGGAAUUGACCACUUAGGAGAAGAGGCCAUUCUACAGGUUCAUGACAAAGAAGUCCUUGCCUCUCAGCUACUCGUGUUGACAGGGCAAAGGCUGGCUCAUGCGCUUCUCCACACCCAGACAAAAGAAGGAAUGGAGCUGCUUGCCAGACUUCCACCCACACUGUGUACUUGGCUGAAAGCAAUGGACCCUCAGGAUCUUCAAAACACUGAAGUGCCAAUUGCAAUAACAGCUAAACUAGUAAAUAAAGUAAUUGAGCUUUUACCAGAAAAACACGGGCAGUAUGGUCUAGCCUUACACCUCAUUGAAGCUGUGGAAGCCAUAUCUCUUCCUUCUUUAUGACACUUACCUACUGGAAAUGCCCUAAAAUGAUUAAACGUGAAUUAGUGCAUGGUUAUUUUACAUAGUAAGACCUGGAAUUUUAUGGGGAAAGUAUGUUUUUUUUUUUCCUUUUGUAAAAGAAAUAAGACUAUAUACAACUUCUAAAAAGUGCAACCCUGGCUAAAUUCUACUCCUUGGUUAAUACUGAAGAUAAAAUAUAAACAAAUGUCAACUCUAUUAUAAUUAAUACAGAUGUUUUACUGUUUAUUUCUAAUUCAAACACUUUGGUAGCUUUAUUGUUAAACUUUGCUAUCUAAAAAAUAGUUAUAAUUUACAGAUUAUGUUCUUAUAAGAUUCUAUAUUUCCUAUCUAAAAUAUUGUUGUAAUUGUUUAAAUGUGUUCAUGUACAGUCCCCAUCAGUAGAGUAUAGAAACACCCCACUCUCCUUUAGUAAAUGUUGAGAAAACGCCUUUCUUGUCAUGCUUCAAAUCCCACACUGGGCUGCCACCGGGGAGUUCUGGAAACUGAAAAGUUCCUUUCCCAGAGGGUCUGCUGUUGCCAUCAGAGGAUGACCGUGCUUGAGGAGGAAGAAUGGGUUCAAGACCAUCAUAUUCAUCAGAAUGGGACACUAAAUAGAACCCUUCACCUGUUGUACUUGCCAAAAUUGAGAAUCAGAGGUGCGUAUGAUGCAGCAAAGUAAUUAUAAUGUAAGUUAAGAUUUGCCUUUUGCCAAGUUGCAAAGUUGUAUCCACAUCAGGUGUCUGUAAAAAUGUAUUAUCUUGUAAAACUUAUGUUAAAAAAAAAAAAAAAGGCAAAGAUACUAAAAAUUUUAAGUCCAACUUCAUUUUUCCUACAAGUGUUUAGAAAUGCUUCUGGGAUUUGCUAAUGUUAUCUGUCCUUGGGAACAGUAUUGAAAAAACUGCUUAGUGAUAUUACAGCUUUAGCAAACCUACCUCAGAGCUGGGAUGAGAGGAUAAAAUACAACUAAUUUUGUACCCUAUAGUGCCUAGAGCAGUCCAAGUGCUAAAUAAAUAUUUACUGAUUAAAACCAAACUAUAGCUACUCGGGAGGCUGUGGUGGGAGGAUUGCUUGAGCCCAGGAGUUUGAGGCCAUCCUGGGCAACACAGCAAGACCCUGUCUCAAAAAAAAGAAAAAAAACAAAUUAACCAAAACUCUGUAAAAGAGUGCUUUGAGCUCUACAAAUACCAAGUAUUUAUUAUGGUGUAUUUUAGAAUGUAGCCAUACAGUGUAAUUAUUGGCAUCUGUCAUGGGUCACAGUUGUUAUUCAUGUAAGUCAUUGUGAUACAGAAGUUUGUUUCUUCACUUUCCCUUAAGAAGCCAACUAUAGUAAUCAUGCAAAGUUGAGAAGUAUGUCUUUCAGGGAUAUAAAGUUUUCUUUAAUCUGUUUCUUGACCUAAAAGAGCACAUCCAAACAAGAAUUUAACUGGCUAAAAUUUAAUAAUUACUGUUAAGUAACUAUGAAACUUAAAAUCUUACAAGGUAAGUGUUUAAGAUGUCUUGAGUGUUUGGCAUGGGGGCCUGUGGGUCUGACUGAGGCAAACAUUUUAUAGAGUAACAGCAGUGGAGCGAGCUAGUCCAACCUCCCAGCCUCUGCUUGGGUCUCCACUGCCCCAGCCAGAUACAUCCUAGAAUUCUUAUAAACAUACCUGGCUCUUAACAGUCACUUGUCAAAUAUGUUCUAAGAGAUUAGUUCUUCUGUGAUAUUUUGCUAGUAUGCUGAAAGUAGUAUGAACUUAAGGAGGCUAGUCAAAGAAACUUGGAGUUACAGGCAUUUUUAAACACUAAAGCCACAAUUCCAUCAUCACUUCGGGGGAGGGGGUACUUACUAAGCAUUAUAUAAUAAAACUGGUUAAGCUUACUGUGGUAGAACAGACAAUCAAAUUUGGGGAUUGCUGAGAAUAAUAAGCUGAAAUAUGGCUCACAGAAUCCUAACACAAAUAAUUAAGACUCUAGUUAUAUUUGUUAUCCUAAAAUUUUUCAUAGAAUUUUAAAAUUGAAUUCUGACUUGUAUGGUUAAGAAAAGCAGUUAAAUAUUUUACUACUUAUCAAGGGCUUUUAAAGUAAAUAAAUCUGAUAUGAAGAAAGGCAAAUAAAUACUUAUGUAGAUAUUCUGUAAUAACAAAGCCACAGAUGAUAAAGGAAUUAGAUUUUAUGUAGAAUGGGUGGUUUCUGAAACAAAAGUAUGUGGCACUUACUGUAGUUAUUGAUGAGAAGCCAAUAACCAGUAGUGAUUUCCUAGAUAUAUACCCACCCUCACACAACUUUCUUCAUUAAUGUUAAAUAUGCAUUUUAUCUUAUUGUAUAAUGCUGAAGGAAAACAAAAUGUUCAAAUAAUCAUAAUGUCUACAUUACAGGUUCUGUUUAGAUGUAGAACUAGAGGGGCCAGGGAAAAUGUAGAUAAAAGAGAUACAUAGUACCAUGCUUCUAAAUGCUUCAUACUAUUGCAAAAAGAAAAAAAGAGUUUUACCUUUAUUAUAAAAAUUUAUCUAUGGUCAAAGUAAACACUGUUACAUUUAAAUUGCUAUUUUAAAACAAUUGCAAUCCAAAGUUAAAAAUCUGAAAUUUAAUAAUACUAGAAAUACAUUGAAUUUUAUCUUCAUUUAGAAGUUGCUGUGGUCCAUUUGAUUUAUAAGAGAUAAAAUAUUUUUACAGUACAUUAUAGCAACAGCGAGAGCCCUCUCUUACCCUGAUAGGAAUGGGUUUGCUGGGUGUCUACAAGUUAGAUUCCUGCUGAAUAGAAUUAGCCAUCCUUAAAGGAUUUUGAUCCAAUACUGAAUUGUUUAUAAAAUGCUUUCUCUAUUGUAAUGUACUGUAAGUAGUGAAAUUCUGUAUAUACUGCUAUUUUCUGUCCAUUGUUGUGAACUUAUGUACAUUGUUGUGAACUUAUAUGUACAUUAGUGAAAUAAAUUUUCAGCUUUCA
Cebus imitator (Panamanian white-faced capuchin) is the source of this 7618-nucleotide messenger RNA. RefSeq names its product RAB3 GTPase activating non-catalytic protein subunit 2 (gene RAB3GAP2). Lineage: Eukaryota; Metazoa; Chordata; Mammalia; Primates; Cebidae. The coding region runs from base 637 to 4698 and encodes 1353 amino acids. Gene Ontology annotation, biological process: regulation of GTPase activity. The transcript is spliced from 34 exons. The record is from RefSeq and is a predicted model, not a curated record.